This is a messenger RNA of Salvelinus namaycush (lake trout), 825 nucleotides long. Its product is annotated as dispanin subfamily A member 2b-like. NCBI's taxonomy places the organism in Eukaryota, Metazoa, Chordata, Actinopteri, Salmoniformes, Salmonidae. Bases 31 to 411 code for a protein of 126 amino acids. The record is from RefSeq and is a predicted model, not a curated record. The transcript is spliced from 2 exons. Gene Ontology annotation, cellular component: plasma membrane.
ACUAAGCUAAAUAAGUUCUACUCGCUUGCCAUGGCUCAACCACCAUCGUUUCAACCAGAGUUUGUCCCAUUGAAAGGAAAUGAGUAUAUGCGUCGUGAAGACCCUCAUAGAGCGUCCAAGUUCGAACAUACCGCCGUCUUGGGACUGCCCCAGCCCGUUGUGCCUCAGCCCAGGGAUCACAUUAUCUGGUCAAUUUGCAGCCUCGUGUACGGCAACCCAUGCUGUCUCGGAAUGUUAGCGGUGUAUUUCUCCAUAAAGUCCAGGGAUAGGAAGAUGGUUGGAGACUUGGAGGGAGCAAGACAACACGGGAAGACAGCACGCUGCUAUAAUGUUGUGACCCUGACCCUGUUAAUCGCCGGGCUGCUCUCCUGCCUCAUCACCUAUGGUAUCAUCUACCAAAUUGCACACUGAGUAGUUCCAAUCUUUGCUUUUGUAAAACGUGUUCAUUUGGAGCCUAGCCAGAUGUUACACACCUCUCUAGGAUUGUGUCCUGAUACAUUUCGGCUCAUCUCUUAAACACACACCACAGAAGUUCCUUCAGCCCUGUGUACCAGAGCUUAUUUGGACUUUAGUUUUUUGUUUUAAGGAUACAAGAUGAUUCUGCUGAAGUUCCAUUCAAAUGUUAUUUUUUAUCAAUAAUUUUUUUUAAAUUGUAAAUGCAUUACAUUUGAGUUUUUAUAGCUGUUAAUGGAUGUUAACUGUUUCUGUGAGACUCAUAAUAUAUAGAUAUACAGUCACUUAACAAGAAAAAAAUGCAAAUGGCUAUGUAUCUAUUUGGCAUAACAGAACUUGGCUCUGUCUGCAAUUAAACUGUUUACUUAAUCU